CUCCCCCAAGAACUGAAGCACUGGAUAGAAGCAAGAAGUGAGCCUAUCCGGACACACACACACAGACACACGCACACACACAUACACGCGCAGGUCUGGCUGGGAACUGCACGCGUUAGCACUUCGCUCUUUCACUCUCACACUCCUUCACUGACGCACGCACUCACUCCCUCACUCACUCUCUCACUCAGGAAAGCUGCAUUGAGGUGACGAGGUGUGCGCUGACAGGCUUCAGUUAAAGGACAGGUUUAUAUAUAUGUGACAGUUGCGUGGGUGACUGCGCGUGUGUGUGUUGAGACUGUGUGGUGACAGUUGGGAUAGAUUGACGGGCGGAUAGAACGACAGUGAGUGAUUGCAUGGCGGCAUUGAAGAGAGAAGUUUGACAGCAAGACGCGAUUAAGAGACACCGGUGGACAGUAUACGAAGGAAGGAAAGGGACAGAAACAAGAGACAGACAGACAGACAGACGCGAGUGAAGAGGUGGAUACGUGGACCAAAAAAACGAAAAAAAAAAAAAAAAACGGAAUAAGACCAUAAAAACAGUGAAAUUUGACAGUGAAAGAAAGACGAUAAAAACAAAGUUAAUAAACAAGAAACAAGCAAGAUAGAAGAAAAACGAAGGAAAAACGAAGAAAAACAGCCUUUCACAACAGCGCACAGCAACAGGAGGCAAGAGACAGCAUUUCACUGCAGCCGGAGUGAGUGAAGCGGGUCACACAUACACACACACACACGGGAGGAAGAAAAGGAGGACUAGGAGGAGGAGGAGGAAGAGGAGGAGAGGGUGAAUGGACUAAAUGAGGAAGACGCCUUGAAGAAGAUAAGGACAGAACAAGGAACUAAGAGAGAAAGAAAACGAAGAAGAAGAAGAAGGAGAAGGAGGAGGAAGAAGAAGAAGGAAGAACACACAUUCACUUACACUCACUUCACUCGCUUAUAAACACACAAACACACGAAUUCACGCGUUCUCCGAGACGGCAAUAGUUCAAACACGUGACUAGAGAAAGAACCUCACCUCCUCUCUCUCUCUCUCUCUCUCUCUCUCUCUCUUCACAAUGCGUCCCAAACCAAGAGCUCUCCGUUGCAACUGUGUGUUCUGCGCCAAAGUUCCUGACAGUCUUAACACGAGAAUGGACUGUGAGGUGGAAUUGAACAGUCACCCAGACCACGCCGCCGCCGCCCUCGCCUUCCCGCCCAAGACUUUCAAACAGACCAGAAACUACGCCUCCAGACAACAGGAAGUGGCUAACAUCAGAAAUAAAUUCCCCAAUAAGAUUCCGGUGGUGGUGGAGCGGUACGCCAAGGAGACAACACUUCCGGUGCUGGACAAGACCAAGUUUCUGGUGCCACAGGAGCUCACCAUGUCCCAGUUUGUCACCAUACUCAGAAACAGAAUGCAGCUUCAGUCCACCAUGAGCUUCUACCUCCUGGUGAACAACCGCUCGCUCGUGUCCCUCUCCCGCCCCCUGUCUGAGGUGUACAGAGAGUGCAGGGAUGACGACGGUUUCCUCUAUGUCACCUACGCCAGCCAGGAGGUGUUUGGAUGAGAUGAGGUCACGUCGAGGUGCUCAAGCUUACUGCUGUGAUAGACGGCCCAGGGGUCACCGAGGGGGUGCCCGGGGUCAAGGUCACUCAUGGGAGGUCAAGACAGGUCACGGGGUCAGCAACCACCUUAGCUGACCUUCACUCUAUGGUUGCUACUAUUACUACGACUACAACUACGACUACUACAACGACUGCUGCUACUACUACUACUACUACUACUACUACUACUACUACUACUACUACUACUACUACUACUACUACUACUACUACUACUACUUCGACUACAACUACUACGAAUACGACUAUUUCAAGGGUCUCUUCUGUAUUGCAAGUCUUCCACUGCUACUACUACUACUACUUCUACUACUACUACUACUACUACUACUACUACUACUACUACUACUACUACUACUACUACUACAACCACCACCACCACUAUUUCUUCUGGAGUGACAUAUCAUAGUGUUCUGUGCGCCGAUGACUCUUUACUUUUUUUUAUAAUUCUUUCCUAUUUUAAGUUAGUAUCAUCAUCAUUGUCACUAUCAUCGUUGUCACCAUUACUGUCAUUGUUAUUAUCAUCAUCACCUCGCCACUGUCAUGGAUUUUAUCAGUGUGUGGAUUUCUUAUGGUUUAUGUGUAAGAGUGUAACUGUUAUCAUCUUCAUUAUCAUUCUUAUCAUUAUUAUUAUUAUUAUUAUUAUUAUUAUUAUUGUUAUUAUUAUUGUUAUUAUUGCUGGAUUGGUGUUUUUAUUAUGAUUG
Molecule: messenger RNA, 2303 nt
Organism: Portunus trituberculatus (swimming crab)
Lineage: Eukaryota; Metazoa; Arthropoda; Malacostraca; Decapoda; Portunidae
Product: microtubule-associated proteins 1A/1B light chain 3C-like
Exons: 5
Coding region: 1056-1547 (163 amino acids)
Biological process (GO): macroautophagy; autophagosome assembly; cellular response to nitrogen starvation
Cellular component (GO): cytosol; autophagosome membrane; autophagosome
Molecular function (GO): ubiquitin protein ligase binding
Source: RefSeq, a predicted model, not a curated record